AUGGCUGCCGCCAAUGCUCCGAUCACUAUGAAAGAAGUUCUCACGUUGCCUAGCAUAGGGAUCAAUUCACAGUUUAUUACUUUCACAAAUGUGACUAUGGAAUCUGAUAAGUAUAUAUGCGUGCGCGAGACAUCACCUCAGAAUAGUGUGGUGAUUAUCGACAUGAACAUGCCCUCACAGCCAUUGAGGCGGCCUAUUACUGCAGAUUCUGCACUUAUGAAUCCUAAUACCAGAAUUUUGGCUCUGAAAGCUCAACUUCCUGGAACUACUCAAGAUCACUUGCAAAUAUUCAACAUUGAGGCAAAAGCAAAAAUGAAGUCUCAUCAGAUGCCUGAGCAAGUUGUUUUUUGGAAGUGGAUUACUCCAAAGAUGUUGGGUUUGGUUACACAAUCAUCUGUAUAUCACUGGUCUAUUGAAGGUGAUUCUGAACCUGUGAAGAUGUUUGAUAGAACUGCUAACUUGGCAAGCAACCAAAUCAUCAAUUACAGAUGUGACCCUUCUGAGAAAUGGCUGGUUUUGAUUGGGAUCGCUCCUGGUUCACCCGAAAGGCCUCAAUUAGUGAAAGGAAAUAUGCAGCUGUUUUCUGUGGAUCAGCAACGGAGUCAAGCUCUUGAAGCUCAUGCUGCAUCAUUUGCUUCUUUAAGAGUUCCAGGAAAUGAUAAGGAUUCCAUUCUUAUUUCUUUUGCGAGCAAAUCCUCUAACGCUGGACAGAUUACAUCGAAGUUGCACGUUAUUGAGCUUGGUGCCCAGCCAGGGAAACCAUCUUUUACGAAGAAACAAGCAGAUUUAUUCUUUCCUCCAGAUUUUGCUGAUGAUUUUCCAGUGGCCAUGCAGAUAUCACAUAAGUAUAAUUUGAUAUAUGUAAUUACAAAACUGGGGCUUCUCUUCGUAUAUGAUUUGGAAUCUGCCACAGCAGUCUACCGAAAUAGGAUAAGUCCAGAUCCAAUUUUUCUGACAUCAGAAGCUUCAUCAGUAGGAGGUUUCUAUGCUAUUAAUAGACGUGGCCAGGUUUUACUUGCUACAGUAAAUGAAACAACACUAGUGCCCUUUGUCAGUGGCCAAUUAAACAAUCUGGAGCUUGCUGUAAAUCUUGCGAAAAGAGGGAAUUUGCCUGGUGCAGAGAAUUUGGUUGUACAACGCUUCCAAGAAUUGUUUGCUCAAACAAAGUAUAAAGAGGCUGCUGAGCUUGCUGCGGAAUCUCCACAAGGCAUCCUUCGGACACCAGAUACAGUAGCCAAAUUUCAGAGUGUUCCUGUUCAAGCUGGACAAACCCCACCAUUGCUACAGUACUUCGGAACCCUACUGACGAAAGGAAAGCUCAAUGCUUUUGAGUCUUUGGAGUUAUCUCGCCUUGUCGUGAACCAGAACAAAAAGAAUCUUUUGGAGAACUGGUUGGCUGAGGAUAAGCUGGAAUGUAGUGAAGAACUUGGGGACCUUGUGAAGACCGUGGACAAUGAUCUUGCACUGAAAAUAUAUAUUAAAGCAAGAGCUACUCCGAAAGUUGUUGCAGCCUUUGCUGAGCGCAGGGAGUUUGAUAAAAUCUUGAUAUACUCCAAGCAGGUUGGGUAUACACCUGAUUAUCUGUUUCUUCUGCAAACUAUUCUCCGAUCAGAUCCUCAGGGAGCUGUCAAUUUUGCUCUCAUGAUGUCCCAAAUGGAAGGAGGUUGUCCUGUUGAUUAUAAUACCAUUACUGAUCUCUUUCUUCAGAGGAACUUGAUCCGCGAAGCAACAGCAUUUUUGUUGGAUGUUCUGAAACCCAAUUUGCCAGAUCAUGCGUUCCUCCAAACUAAGGUUCUGGAAAUCAACCUUGUAACCUUUCCUAAUGUGGCUGAUGCUAUUUUAGCAAACGGAAUGUUCAGUCAUUAUGAUCGGCCACGUAUUGCCCAGCUUUGUGAAAAAGCUGGUCUUUACAUGCGAGCUCUUCAGCACUACACUGAACUGUCAGAUAUCAAACGUAUCAUUGUGAAUACUCAUGCAAUUGAGCCACAGGCUCUUGUGGAAUUUUUCGGGACACUUUCACGGGAAUGGGCGUUAGAGUGCAUGAAGGAUCUUUUACUGGUCAACUUAAGAGGCAACCUUCAAAUAAUUGUCCAGGUUGCAAAAGAAUAUUGUGAACAGUUGGGUGUUGACGCAUGUAUUAAGAUCUUUGAGCAGUUCAAGUCGUAUGAGGGGUUAUAUUUCUUUUUGGGAUCAUAUUUGAGCUCCAGUGAGGACCCUGACAUCCACUUCAAGUACAUUGAGGCAGCUGCUAAGACUGGACAAAUCAAGGAGGUAGAGCGCGUGACAAGAGAAUCAAAUUUCUAUGACCCUGAAAAGACGAAGAACUUUUUAAUGGAUGCCAAACUUCCAGACGCUCGACCACUGAUCAAUGUGGCUAAAGCUCAACUCAGGGAAGGAUUAGUGAGCGAUGCGAUUGAAUCAUUUAUUCGUGCUGAUGAUGCCACCCAAUUCUUGGAGGUUAUUCAUGCUGCGGAGGAAGCAAAUGUUUAUCAUGACCUGGUGAAGUAUCUUCUGAUGGUUAGGCAGAAAGCAAAGGAGCCCAAGGUGGACAGUGAGCUCAUUUAUGCAUAUGCUAAGAUUGAUAGGCUGGGUGAGAUUGAAGAGUUUAUUCUCAUGCCAAAUGUUGCCAAUCUCCCAAAUGUUGGCGAUCGCUUGUAUGAUGAAGAGCUAUAUGAGGCAGCUAAGAUUAUUUUUGCUUUUAUCUCUAACUGGGCCAAAUUGGCAUGCACACUUGUCAAGUUGAAGCAAUUUCAAGGUGCUGUUGACGCAGCACGUAAAGCUAAUAGCUCAAAGACAUGGAAAGAAGUCUGUUUUGCUUGUGUUGAUGCUGAAGAGUUCCGAUUGGCUCAGAUAUGUGGACUCAAUAUCAUUGUACAGGUUGAUGAUCUGGAAGAAGUCAGUGAAUUCUACCAGAACAGAGGAUGCUUUAAUGAGCUUAUAUCUCUUAUGGAGAGUGGUUUAGGAUUGGAACGUGCACAUAUGGGCAUCUUUACAGAGCUUGGUGUCUUGUAUGCUAGAUAUCGUUAUGAGAAGCUUAUGGAGCAUAUCAAAUUAUUCUCUACCCGUCUUAACAUUCCCAAGCUGAUCCGAGCAUGUGACGAACAGCAGCACUGGAAGGAACUAACUUAUUUGUAUAUUCAGUAUGAUGAGUUUGAUAACGCUGCCACCACUGUCAUGAAUCAUUCUCCAGAAGCCUGGGAUCACAUGCAAUUCAAAGAUAUUAUUGUCAAAGUUGCCAAUGUGGAGCUAUAUUACAAGGCAGUGCAUUUCUAUUUGCAAGAGCACCCUGAACUCAUUAAUGAUGUUCUGAAUGUCCUUGCCCUUCGUGUUGAUCACACACGUGUGGUGGACAUAAUGAGAAAGGCUGGCCACCUGCGUCUUGUUAAGCCAUACAUGGUUGCGGUUCAGAGUAAUAAUGUGUCUGCUGUGAAUGAAGCUCUUAAUGAGAUAUAUGUGGAGGAGGAGGAUUAUGACAGAUUGCGGGAAUCAAUUGACUUCCACGAUAACUUUGAUCAGAUUGGCCUUGCACAAAAGAUUGAGAAACAUGAGCUCCUUGAAAUGAGGCGUGUUGCAGCUUACAUUUAUAAAAAGGCCGGUAGAUGGAAGCAAUCCAUUGCACUGUCAAAGAAAGAUAACCUCUACAAAGACGCAAUGGAGACUGCUUCACAAUCUGGCGAUCGUGAACUUGCAGAAGAGUUGCUUGUUUACUUCAUUGAUCAGGGGAAGAAGGAAUGCUUUGCAUCAUGCCUCUUUGUUUGUUACGAUUUAAUUCGAGCAGAUGUUGCCCUGGAACUUGCAUGGAUGAAUAAUAUGAUCGACUUUGCGUUCCCAUAUCUGUUGCAGUUCAUCCGUGAAUAUACAGGGAAAGUCGAUGAAUUAAUCAAGGGCAAAAUUGAGUCUCUUAAUGAAGAGAAGGCUAAAGAGAAUGAGGAGAAGGAUAUUAUUAAACAGCAGAAUAUGUAUGCCCAGUUGCUGCCUCUUGCUUUGCCUGCACCGCCUAUGCCGGGUAUGGGAGGUGCUGGGAUGGGAGGAGGGUUCGCUGCACCACCCCCGCCCAUGGGUGGAAUGGGCAUGCCUCCAAUGCCACCAUUCGGCAUGCCACCAAUGGGAUCCUACUAA
Messenger RNA from Fraxinus pennsylvanica, 4119 nucleotides. Lineage: Eukaryota; Viridiplantae; Streptophyta; Magnoliopsida; Lamiales; Oleaceae. The record is from the annotation of a GenBank genome assembly.